AUGGCAUUUGUGUUUCUGCUACGUAAGGGUCCCAAGAUCGGGAUGAUUCUUAUUUUAUUUGUCAACGUCUUUCUGCUGGCGUUUCUGCUUGUCGGAUGUACCACCAGCGAAUCCAGGUACUCUGACGUUUACCUGCUCCAGUACGAGUUCAACCAAUCGUCUUCAAUGUUCCCGUUGAUUGAGUCUGCAUACGAGAAAACCAAUAGCAAGAGUAUGAGCAAGAUGAAAGUGCGGGUCGGGUACAAAGGAAUCUGCGUGGAGGCCAACGGAACGAAUUCGUGCUCAACCUCUUUGGGAAGUACCGACUACAAAUCAACCUAUCCCGGGGUGUCACUCUACAAUACGGGCUCCAACUCUACAACCACCUCUAUGAACCUGGUGGACAUAGCUGUACAAUAUAACGCAAAGGUGAGCGAACCGUUUGUUCUCAUGGCUAGCUUGGUGUUGACACUGUUGUUGCUGGUGAGUUUGGUUUACGGAAGUAUUCCAUUCCUACCGUGGAAGCAUGUAUGCUCGUAUACGAGCUUUAGCCUUAGUGCUAUUCUAUGCAUAUUGUGGGGAAUCGGAGCUAUGUGGGCACACGUUGCUGCAAACGCGGGCGCAAAGCUGUCGGCAACAAGCUCCAUGACCAUAGUUGCAGCCACGAUAGGCAGUCGAGCGGCUGCGAUGAUAUGGUGCAGCUUCAGUUUUUAUAUUGUUGCUCUGUUUGGUACUAUUUUUGGAUUGGUCGCGGAAAUCAGACGGAGACGGGAUUUGUUCGAAAAGGAUUCCAAAAGUUUAGCAAGCAGCAUGUCUGGAAGCCAUGCUGCGAAGAAUCCGUUUGAAAACAGCAGAUUCAGGCAGUUCGUAUAA
Ogataea philodendri is the source of this 852-nucleotide messenger RNA. RefSeq lists its product as uncharacterized. The record is from RefSeq and is a predicted model, not a curated record. Gene Ontology annotation, cellular component: mating projection tip; membrane. The transcript has a single exon. NCBI's taxonomy places the organism in Eukaryota, Fungi, Ascomycota, Pichiomycetes, Pichiales, Pichiaceae. Bases 1 to 852 code for a protein of 283 amino acids. Gene Ontology annotation, biological process: conjugation with cellular fusion.